UAGAAAGAAGGUAGCCAUGGCGCAGCUCUCAGUCUGUUGUGUCUCCCAAAUGUAAUCCACCGGCAUCGCUGGGGAUUUGUAACAUAUACGACACUUUAAACCAUACAAACUAAAUAAAAGCGUCUUAGACUGAAACACUGGAAACUGCUUCAAAUUUAUUUUUGAAAAAAAAAAAGCCGUUUUGUUUUUUCUUCCAGUCUUGUGGGAGGUAACUCGUUAUCCGGUGUUUCUUUUAUUCAAGUGACGUAACAGAGCGACAGGAGGUAGUUGUAACCACUAAACUUCCCAGCAACUCUUAAAAAUAUUUUCUAAUUCGGUUUCGGUGAAGAAAAAAAAAAGAAAACAAAGGAUUUUAUAACAAUCUGGGACCUUCUGCUUUUCAAACUUAGUUUAGGCUUGGUUUAUGAAACAAGAGUGAAACGGUCCUUUAGAAAUGACUUUCCGUGGUAUUGAAUCUGCCGAGGUGGAGUUGAAACUAAGUGAACUCUGUGCCUGACCGAAGAGAGACACUUCCGCGCUGCGGCAGUAGCUGCAAGAAGUUCAUGAACUAAGAAACCGGUCCUUUCCGUUUUGUUACCUCUCAAAAACUUUCACAACCGGGAUACUGUUUUGUUCUUCUAUAAUAAUCGAGUACACGGACAUCGUAUGAAAUGCGUUUUUCAAACCUGUGAUUUCAAAUCUUUCAAACUGCCCGCUUCCACGGAUUAGAAUUGACUGCUUUUUAUUUUCUUUCAUCUGUUUAUUUUUGUUUGGGCACGCUGUGGAUGUACAAGAGAGCGAGGAUUUAUCUGCUUGGCUCUUCGGCUGGAAUACUGGUUGUGUCUACUAAUUACAUAUCAUUCUUCAUUUGAAUUAUAAGUAUAACCAGAUAAAUACGGUCAAUACAAAUACCCAGUUGAGCGGGCUGAAUAUUAAAUGCCGAGCUCGGAGGUGGUGCAAGAGGGUCGGGGACGGAGCCCCUCUGAGCACAAACAGCCCCGACCGGAGAAGAGAGUUAAAUCGCCAAGCUCCAGUGGAGGAAUAGAGCCAUUCUCUCAGGAUCAGAAACGCCGGGAGAAGAGGCGAUCUUCCUCCUCCCGAAACAAGAAGCGCGAAUACGGCAGGGGACGAGUGCAGCAGUUGCUGAAUGAGCCAGGCAGCGAGCGGAGGAGCGUGUUUGAGAGAGACGGGGAGCUCAGGACCCUGGUGGAGUAUGACGAUGUCAGCUCCCAGUCGGAGCGUUUCUCGGGGAGCCCCUCUCCCAAGCCUGAGCCCCAUAACCAGCGGCUUCUGUUGCAGAGUCUGAAUGAGAACGAGCCCGGCGGCGGCAGGGGGGACGAGCAAGGGAGGAGAUCAAGAAAAGACCACAGUAACACAGGUAAGGAGCCCCGCCAACACAGUAGCCGAUCCACAGAGAGGAACAAGUUGGAAAAACAGCACAAGAAGAAGGACAACCAUCAGAGGGAGGGGGGCCCUUCUAAACCCUGGGCCAGCAGCGGUAGUAACAAACAAGCCAGAGAUGGCACCCGUAACAUUGACAGCAACGGGAAGAAAAAGCACAACCUACCCUUCUCCAUGGACAAAAAGGAGAGGGAGGCCAAACCCCACAAAAGUAAUAAAUCAAAAGCGGAGAAGGAGGCCCCGUCUGCCUAUAGGGACACCCCAAAAGCUUACAGGGACGACAGGGAAGAACCCAGGGCCUACAGAAAGAGACAGUCGGUAAGCCCAGGGCACAAGCAGGACAGUCCUUAUGCGACUUACGGCCAGGGCUAUGGGAACCAGUCCCCAGUUAUUGGUGGAUGUUACAACCAGUUUAAUGCUAGAAAGAGCCCUAGUUACAGGAAGAGACGAUCCCCCAGCCCACAUUAUGCUGGUCGAGACUCUGAGAUGUAUGGUGCGUACAACAACAUUACGAAGUCGCCUAGCUCAUAUUCCAACAGAAGACAUCGGUCUCCCAGCCCUUACAGCAGACGCAGAUCCCCCAGUUAUAACCGGCACAGCCCGUAUGAACAAGGGGAAAUAACUUCGAGUCCGUACAAUAGUAGGCGACGAUCAAGAAGUCCCUACAGAAAAUCCUACAGCCCGAGCCCCGAUCUCCGAAGAGGAGGGAAGUCGCGGAGCCGCAGUCCCUACUCUACCCGUCACUCCCGGUCCCGCAGCAGACACCGGCAUUCACGCUCACGCAGCCGCCAAUCUAGCAUCUCCCCCAGCACCCUCACCUUCAAGAGCAGCCUGGCAGCCGAACUCAGCAAACAGAAGGCGGCCAAGGCAGCUGAAGCAGCCCGCACUGGGGCCAAGAACUCCGCCUCCACGCCUACUAAAGGGCCUGCUGUAGCCGCCACCCCGGCUGCUGUAUCCCAUCCCUCUCUGACAAACCAUGUGAAGGAGCCCAAGAAACUCUGGCUGGACAGGCCUCCCUCUCCACCUCCAGAGAAGCCUGCUAAGGCCAAGGGGCCUUCAACAGAGGGCCAGGUCGAGACUCGGUCCCCUGCCGAUUGGACUAGCAAACGAGCAGCCCCCAGAGAGAACAAAGGGAAGGAAGAGUCUUCCCAGCUGCCCAAGGAAAAGAGGAAACCCCCUGUGCCUGGCAGCCUGGGAGGCAAGGAGAAAGAGAGACAGGCAGUGUUGCCCACCUCGACCCUGCCCCCUCUACCCCUGCCCCCUGUGCUGCCCGAGGACCUGGAUGCUGAAAGGUCAGCCAAGAAGAAGCCGGAGAAAAAAGCUCGCCCUUUACUGAGUGACCUCCCUCUACCACCCGAACUGACAGGAGGAGCCCCUGCUUCCCCAAACAGUCCAGAGGAUAAGAAGCCAGCAGCUCAGCCAGUCAUUAAACGGAGACCAAAAAUUUGUGGUCCUCGGUUUGGUGAAAUAAAGGAGACGGAGAUCGACUGGGGAAAACGUUGUGUGGACAAGUUUGAAAUCCUUGGAAUAACAGGAGAGGGCACUUACGGACAAGUCUACAAAGCAAAAGACAAGGAUACAGCUGAAAUGGUGGCGCUGAAGAAAGUGCGAUUAGAUAAUGAAAAGGAAGGCUUUCCUAUCACUGCUAUUCGUGAGAUCAAAAUCCUCCGGCAGCUGAACCACAAGAGCAUCAUCAAUAUGAAGGAGAUCGUAACCGACAAGGAGGAUGCACUGGACUUCAAGAAGGACAAAGGUGCUUUUUACCUCGUGUUUGAAUACAUGGACCAUGACCUAAUGGGCCUGCUGGAAUCAGGAUUAGUUCACUUUAAUGAAAGCCACAUAAAAUCAUUCAUGAGACAACUAAUGGAAGGACUUGACUACUGCCACAAGAAAAACUUUUUACACAGAGAUAUCAAGUGUUCAAACAUUUUGCUUAAUAACAGGGGGCAGAUUAAGCUUGCAGAUUUUGGUCUUGCACGACUCUACAAUUCAGAGGAAAGCCGUCCAUACACCAAUAAAGUCAUUACGCUGUGGUAUAGACCACCUGAACUGCUGCUGGGAGAGGAGAGAUACACCCCAGCUAUUGAUGUCUGGAGCUGCGGGUGUAUCCUAGGAGAACUUUUCACAAAGAAGCCCAUUUUUCAAGCAAACCAGGAACUUGCUCAGCUAGAGCUUAUUAGUCGAAUCUGUGGCAGCCCAUGUCCCGCAGUUUGGCCAGAUGUAAUAAAGCUCCCUUAUUUCAACACCAUGAAACCAAAGAAACAGUAUCGGAGACGACUAAGGGAAGAAUUUGCAUUCAUUCCUUCAACUGCAUUAGAUCUUUUUGAUCAUAUGCUUGCAUUGGAUCCCAGCAAACGUUGCACAGCUGAACAGGCUCUUCAGAGCGAGUUCCUGAAGGAUGUGGAUCCUGUCAAAAUGCCGACUCCUGACCUCCCUCUAUGGCAGGAUUGCCAUGAGCUCUGGAGCAAAAAACGUAGGCGUCAGAAGCAAAUGCCUGAUGAGAUGACAGCCCCCAAAGUCCCCAGAAAGGAGCUGGCUUUGGGAAUGGAUGACAGCAGGAACGAUACCCCUCAAGGCCUUCAACCUACUCAUCUGAAAUCUCAGGGCAGUUCUAGUGUAGGACUAGAUAUUAAAGCCACUGGACCCCAGCUAACCCAGGAUCAGCUGGCGAUUCUGCUGAACUUGCUUCAGUCCAAGAAUACAGUUAGCAUGGCUCAAUUUGCCCAAGUCAUGAACAUCAAGGUGAACCCAGAGACUUUGCAGCAACUGAACAGCAUGUCCCUCCCUGCUGGGAUUCUGGCCUCCACAGAGAAGCCUCAAGAGCCUCAGCCUCAGCCAGUGGUAACCCAGCCUCCUGUCCCCUUGGCACCACGCACGCCUCCACAACAAGCCCUGCCUAAGCUGGAGGGGGACGCAGCUCCCACAGCCAUUCAGAGUGCAUUCACUGUUCUGCUGGCUCAGCUCCUAAAGGUUCAGCAGAUGCAGAAAAAAGACAGUGUUCCAGUAGAAGAGAUUAGCAGUGGAAAUGAUGUGCCUCCGGAGCCCAGCCCCUCUCUUUCACCAGGUUUGGACGAUAGUGCUGACCUGCAACAUAAUGCUACUGCUCCAGAACCUCCGUUGAUCCUGCCUCCAGACCAGCGUCCCCCAGAGCCUCCAGAACCACCUCCCACCACAGAGGAUCUGGACUACAGAGGAACCAUGGGCUCUGCUGAUCCCCAUUCAGGAGUGAAGGCAGCCCUGAUGCAACUGAUUGCCCAGCACAGCGUACCAGAGCCAGAGUACCAGCAAGAAAGUUCCUACCAACUGGGCAGUGAGUACAGGGAGAGCUUUGGGAGUUCCUCAUUCUCCUCCAGCAGUUAUACCAGUGAUGACUUCAGGGGCAGCCACUUAGGGGCAGGGGAGAGAGCCAGCUUCCUGGGCGGUGGCUUACCUCCACACUCAUUAAGGGAGAUGUUUAGUGGUGGAGCUCCAACUCACACUGGUGGUGCCGGCAGGCCACGUACCCCAGGCUACCCAGAGUCCUUUUCGAGCUCAGUGGGCAGCAACUAUGGGGAUGGCAGCAACUAUAGCGACAGCAGCAACUACUCUGGGUGUGCAGCAGGUGGAGGAGGAGGAGGAGGAGGAGGAGGAGGAAGUGGAGGGGCCUUGCUUUUUAGCGGGGAUAAGGACCACAGAUUUGAGUACAACCACAGCCCUCUGCCAGUGCUAGCAAACAGCAGUAACCUAGAAAGUACUCACGCUGCUAGCAUGCCAGGAAACAUCUACAGUUAUAACCACGGGAUGAGCAGGCAAGAAAACAUGCUUCCUGGGGGUCCUGCGCAUGGGCAGAACUGGGGAUCGCCCUCACAAGGUGGUGCCUACUCGCAGGGCUAUAGGGCACACAUGAACACUUCAACAUUAAGAGGAAGGGGGCUACCAUACUGAUCAAUUCUUGAAGACUGGUUUUAAAAGGCUUUGGGCACAUUCAAAGCUGGGAUUCUUUUUUUUAAAACCGCUUAAUUUGAGUUUAAAAAUUAUUUACCAGAUGUGAAAGACAAUUGUUUAGUUUUUUUAAUGAGGAAGACGGUGAUUAAAAAAAGAUUUUAAAAAAAUAAAUAAAAAUGCUCUUACCUUUUCAUAUUGUUUUUAAUCAAUUAUACUGCUGUCCUUUUUAAAAUGUUUACUUUUGAGUGUACAUUAUACUAAACCAGGUUAUAAAUUAUCUUUGGUCUUGGGCAGAUUUAGUAUUAUUUGCUGAAUCAGGAACCAAAUUUAUAAGAGCAAGCUGGAUAUGAGAUUCUAUAGAUUUGGACCAAGCCUAUAAAUCAUACUGAAGGCACUGGAUGUUUUGAUUGCUUCACUUUGGGAAAACUACUUUUGUACUGAAAGAUUACUGACAGUCUGUGACCCACUGUCAGUGUUCUUGUGGAUAUUACAAUUGAACUGAAAAAGCCAGAAAGCUUUAUUUAUGUAAACAGAUUUCAUAAAUUCUGUUGUAUAUGUAACUCCCCCCACCCCUACCCCUUUUCUCUGUCCCUUUUCUUUGUAAAAUCAGAUGCUCUGGUAAAAUGAUCCCUGUUAAAAAAACAAAUGCUUUUUGUACCAAGACAUUUUCUGGCAAAUGUUUAUUAAAGAAAUAUCAAAUUAAAUACAUGGUCUUGUUGCUUUUACAAUCUUCAGAAACUUUAAGCCUCACAUAUUGUAAUUAUUUGGUUA
Molecule: messenger RNA, 6075 nt
Organism: Polyodon spathula (Mississippi paddlefish)
Lineage: Eukaryota; Metazoa; Chordata; Actinopteri; Acipenseriformes; Polyodontidae
Product: cyclin-dependent kinase 13-like
Exons: 14
Coding region: 916-5304 (1462 amino acids)
Biological process (GO): positive regulation of transcription elongation by RNA polymerase II; protein phosphorylation; transcription elongation by RNA polymerase II
Cellular component (GO): nucleus; cyclin/CDK positive transcription elongation factor complex
Molecular function (GO): cyclin binding; cyclin-dependent protein serine/threonine kinase activity; RNA polymerase II CTD heptapeptide repeat kinase activity
Source: RefSeq, a predicted model, not a curated record